AUGCAGGUCAUACUCUUAACAAAAAUUUGGUCAGAUAAAAAUAUAUUAAGCUCCAGGCAAGCGUUUAUAGAAGGUUGGUCUACUAGUAUUUCCCCACCCUCUGGUAAAGAUAGUAGAUUAAUAAUUUCUCACCUUGGCAGUGAAAAAGGAUUUCUUAGGGACGGUUUGUUGGAAUUUCAAUCCAAAAGCACAAAAGAUUAUCACGAGGAGAUGACAGCUGAUGUUUUCGAAGAGUAUUUUGAGCAGAUGAUUGAACAUAUACCACCAAAUUCAAUUAUAGUAUUAGACAAUGCACCUUAUCAUUCAAGACUAGUAGAAAGACUUCCAACGACUGCGUGGAAGAAACAAGAUGUCCUUGACUGCCUGAGGAAUAAGUCUCUGACUUACGAAGAUGGAAUGGUUAAAGCGGAACUUUUAAAAAUUGCCCGGCAACACAAAUCUAAGUACAAGAAAUAUGUAGUUGACAAAAUGGCGGAAAGGCGAAACAUCACAGUCCUUAGACUUCCACCCUACCACUGUGAAAUAAAUCCAAUUAAACUCAUUUGGGCCCAAAAUGAAAGGUUAUGUGGCUAG
Messenger RNA from Diabrotica virgifera virgifera (western corn rootworm), 573 nucleotides. RefSeq lists its product as uncharacterized. The coding region runs from base 1 to 573 and encodes 190 amino acids. Lineage: Eukaryota; Metazoa; Arthropoda; Insecta; Coleoptera; Chrysomelidae. Gene Ontology annotation, molecular function: nucleic acid binding. The record is from RefSeq and is a predicted model, not a curated record. The transcript has a single exon.